Messenger RNA from Hymenoscyphus albidus, 6209 nucleotides. NCBI's taxonomy places the organism in Eukaryota, Fungi, Ascomycota, Leotiomycetes, Helotiales, Helotiaceae. The record is from the annotation of a GenBank genome assembly.
GCCAGACAGCUCCCAAGACGCACUGCCCUGCUCGGCCUCCGCUCUUUCCUCCACCCACCCACCGAACACCUGGUCAGUUUUGUUUUUUUGGCCUGUCUCCCUGGGUCAGCACUGCACUGCGACUGCACGGCGCUGUUCUGAGCCUAAGCCUGAGCCUGAAGCUGCACUUGAAAUCCUUCCAACCUCCUAACCAACUUGACCUUUCGCUGUGGUUGAUUCACUUCACGCUCACUCUUCUGAAACUUCUUCGUUGCUACCAACCUUCCAUCGCCAAUUUUGUUCACCACCCGUUCCCUUCCCUUCCCCUUCCCCUUCCCCUUCUACGCCUUUGUCCCUAAUCAACCUCCAUCACCACUACUACUACCACCACCACCACCAAACCACCAACACGUUCAUUACACACACCAUAAUUGCACAUGCUCUUCUGCUUCUGCCAACCAACCUCCACCUUAGGCUCAGGGCAUUGAUUGCACUUCCAAGCGACCGCGACCAACCGUUACCAUACCGCUCUGUUCCCCCAUCUCCAUUGGCGUUGCCCUUCCAAGUUGCGCAAUUGUUCUGAAUAAGCAGGUCGGCGCUAGUUCCCAUCAUCCCGAACUCUACCACGCUGCCACUGCCACUGCCACUCUGGGCUGCCACUCUGGGCUGCCACCCCUUCCACUCAAUUCAAAGUUGGAAUUGCCUCUCACCACUCCGACACCCCAAACCAUCUUUGCCAGCCAAACCUUGCUGUCGUCACUACAACAUUCCAUCACCAUCUAAUAAUUCCGAGUACACCUAAAAGACACCUGCAGUUCCGGGGCAGUCAAGGUGACCGCCUCUGUACACUGCCAUCCGUGCCUUCCGGUACCCACCCUUGGCCUAGCCGCGAAAUUUCCCAGUAUUAGGAUCACCUCCUUUGAGCCCAUCCCUCGGUCUCGCUCUUCACGAAAACCAUAAUAACGACAUUAUAACGUGUUGACGACCUCCGCGACCAGGACGACGGAUUUUACGAAAGAGAUUCCACUCACAUUGUCCACAAAGUGGAGGCCGAUUCAGCACUCCCGGCGAGGGCCUCGCCCAACCUCAGUGGACGCUGACCCGUGGUCGCCAUGGCGCCUUCUCUCCUAGUGCCCAACUCGGAAGAGCCAGAUGACGCUCCUUUGCCAACGAAAAGAUUACGAUGGGCUACGCAGAGGGUAAAGGGAAAAUCAGGCACGCGAAAACGAACGUCAAUCAUUGAUCGCUUGCAUAAUCGAGGUUCCAACAGCGAGAAGAAGAGGGAUUCCGGCGGAGGAGAGUCGAUGGGAACGGAUCUAGGCGGAAUUCCAGAAGAACCAGAGCAACCACCGGAGGAAGAUGCAGACCGUGAUCGAGAUGGUCAAGGGCCGCGAACCAUUUUGUUCAAUACUCCGCUACCGCCGGACGCCGUUGAUGAUGAUGGCCUACCUUUGAAACACUAUCGGAGGAACAAGAUCAGAACCGCAAAAUACACGCCAUUGAGUUUUGUUCCCAAGAACAUAUGGUAUCAAUUCCACAAUAUCGCGAACGUCUACUUCUUGUUCCUCAUUAUCCUGGCGGUAAGAUUGGUGAACUGUGCCAACAGAAAGCUUAGCUGACAACAUCUCUAGUUCUUUAGUAUUUUUGGAGCUUCAAACCCAGGUCUGAACGCGGUGCCUCUAAUAGUGAUUGUUGUAAUUACCGCCAUAAAAGAUGCUAUCGAGGAUUCCAGAAGGACGAUUCUCGACAACGAAUUGAACAACUCGCCCAUCCACCGAUUAGUGGAUUGGAACAAUGUUAAUGUUAGCGCCGAUGAUAUUUCGCUGUGGAGAAGGAUCAAGAAGGGAACCAGUCGCUAUAUGUUGAAGAUCUGGCAAAAACUACCAGGAAAAAAGCCCGCAGGCGACAACGCAAACGAUCGAGGGCCGGACGAACGUCGAGGGUCAUUGGAGACGGUGGACCCAAGGCGCCAGUCGGCCAUUUCAACAAACACUCACCGAACGAGUUUUGCUUCUGCAAGGGAGGAAAUUCAAAUGACUCCAGUUCCCUCGCCACAACCCCGAGCAGACGGCUUGGAGGUGCCAGAACCAGACCGCCCCAAGACCGCGUUCUCCUACGAUGGGGGCGAUGAGAGUCCUGCCGAAAGACAUUUCGGCAGUUUGAUUGAUCCCGACAAGUCCAUAACCGGCAAGGCUCGGUUCCAUCAAGAUUACUGGAAGAACGUGCAGGUAGGGGACUUUGUUCGAAUUUACAACGAUGACCAAAUUCCCGCAGAUGUGGUUAUUUUGUCCACCUCUGACCCUGAUGGAGCUUGCUACGUGGAGACCAAGAAUUUGGACGGGGAAACGAAUUUGAAAGUGCGACAUGCUCUUCGUAGUGGUCGAAAAAUCAAACAUGCACGCGAUUGUGAGAGAACGGCAUUCCAGAUUGAAAGCGAACCUCCGCAAGCCAAUCUCUAUCAAUACAGUGCGGUUGCUCGAUGGACGCAACAUGACACCAAGGAAUCGAUGGCCGAGCCAAUUUCAAUCAACAACCUACUUUUGAGAGGAUGCAACCUGAGAAAUACUGAUUGGAUUCUUGGUGUGGUUGUCUUUACUGGAUUUGAUACGAAAAUUAUGAUGAAUGCUGGUAUUACCCCUACCAAAAGAUCUCGCAUUGCCCGUGACCUGAACUGGAACGUCAUUUACAAUUUCAUCAUCCUAGUGGUCAUGUGUGCGGUGUCUGGAGUGAUCGAGGGCAUCGCUUUUGGCGCCGGCAACAAUACCAUUGCCUUUUUCGAGUUUGGAUCCGUUGGAGGAAGUCCAGCUAUGGAUGGAUUCAUUACUUUUUGGGCUGCCCUGAUUUUGUUCCAGAACUUGGUUCCUAUUUCGUUGUACAUCACCCUGGAGAUCAUUAAAACGCUACAGGCCUUUUUCAUUUACAGCGACACCGAGAUGUAUUAUGAGCCGAUUGAUUAUCCUUGUACGCCUAAAUCCUGGAACAUUUCAGAUGACUUGGGACAAAUUGAGUACAUCUUCUCCGACAAAACCGGUACCUUGACCCAGAACGUCAUGGAGUUUAAGAAAGCAACGGUCAAUGGUAUACCAUAUGGAGAAGCGUAUACGGAAGCCCAGGCCGGCAUGCAAAAACGUCUAGGCAUUGAUGUCGAGACGGAAGGCGCUCGAGUUCGGGAGGAAAUUUUACAAGCACGUAUCAAGAUGUUGAGCGAUCUCCGAAGACUCCAUAACAAUCCCUAUCUUCACGAUGACGAUUUGACCUUUGUUGCCCCUGAUUUUGUGUCUGACCUGGCUGGUGAAUCGACUCCCGAGCAACAACAAGCCAAUGAUCAGUUCAUGCUCGCCCUCGCUCUUUGCCACAGUGUUAUAGCCGAAACCACACCAGGUGAUCCACCUCGAAUUGAGUUCAAGGCGCAAUCCCCCGACGAAUCUGCUCUGGUUUCUACUGCCCGUGAUUGCGGUUAUACGGUUCUUGGAGAUUCGGAGGAUGGAAUUCGAUUGAAUGUCCAAGGCGAAGAUAGGGAUUACAAAGUUCUUAAUACCCUCGAAUUCAACUCCACCCGAAAGCGUAUGAGUGCGAUCAUCAGAAUGCCGGACAACAAGAUCAUCCUUUUCUGCAAGGGAGCCGACAGUAUAAUUUACUCCCGUCUGAGGCCUGGUGAGCAACAAGAAUUGCGUAGAGCGACGGCAGAGCAUCUUGAAAUGUUUGCCCGCGAAGGUCUUCGCACACUUUGCAUAGCUCAGAAAGAGCUGGACGAAGAGGAGUACCAGGAAUGGAACAAGGAGCACGAAAUUGCUGCAUCCGCCAUCACGGACCGUGAAGAGAAGCUUGAAGCUGUAUCCGACCAGAUUGAACGUAACUUGACUCUACUGGGAGGUACGGCCAUUGAAGAUCGUCUACAAGAAGGUGUACCCGACACAAUUGCUCUUCUCGCGCAAGCGGGUAUCAAGCUGUGGGUCUUGACUGGCGACAAAGUAGAAACCGCUAUCAAUAUUGGUUUCUCAUGUAAUCUUCUUAACAACGACAUGGAACUUAUCGUCUUUAAGAUUGAGGACGAGCAAGUUGCCACGGCUGAAGCGGAGCUAGAUAAACAUCUCCAGAUAUUUGGAAUCACUGGAUCCGACGAAGAGCUCAAACUCGCCCGGAAAAGUCACCACCCCCCAGCACCAACACACGCCAUCGUUAUCGAUGGUGACUCUCUCAAACUGGUGCUGGACCCAAAACUAAGACAACGCUUCUUGCUACUCUGCAAGCAGUGCAAAUCUGUCUUGUGCUGUCGUGUCAGUCCUGCCCAAAAGGCUGCUGUGGUUCAAAUGGUCAAGAAUGGAUUAGAUGUGAUGACAUUAUCGAUCGGAGAUGGAGCCAACGAUGUUGCCAUGAUUCAGGAAGCCGAUAUUGGGGUAGGUAUUGCCGGAGAGGAAGGUCGUCAAGCUGUCAUGUCAUCUGACUACGCCAUCGGUCAAUUUCGCUUCCUGCAAAGACUUGUGCUUGUCCAUGGUCGCUGGUCGUAUCGAAGACUUGCGGAAACCAUUGCCAAUUUCUUUUACAAGAACGUGAUCUGGACCUUCACUAUUUUCUGGUACCAGAUCUUUUGCGACUUUGAUAUGACUUACCUCUACGAUUACACCUACAUUCUACUGUUCAAUCUGGCGUUUACAUCUCUGCCCAUCAUCUUCAUGGGUGUUUUGGACCAAGAUGUAAGCGACAAGGUGUCUCUCGCAGUUCCACAGCUGUACAGGAAAGGAAUUGAGCGUAAGGAAUGGACACAGCUGAAGUUUUGGUACGUAUGACUUCAGGCUUGUCGCAAUCAAUGCUAACCCAUUUUUAGGCUAUACAUGGCUGAUGGACUCUAUCAAUCCGUGGUCUGCUACUUCGUUGCAUGGCUUCUCUUCCGUCCUGCCAACUUCAUGACUCACAACGGGUUUGACAUCGCUUCCCGAGAACGGUUUGGUGUCUACGUUGGCCCCGCAACGAUCAUUGCUAUCAACACCUAUAUUCUCUUAAACUCUUACAGAUGGGAUUGGCUGAUGCUGCUACUUGUCAUUAUCAGUAUCCUCCUUGUCUGGUUUUGGACGGGAGUCUAUUCCUCCUUCACCGGCUCGGGAUACUUCUACAAGGCAGCAGCGGAAAUUUUCGGGCAGCCAACCUUCUGGGCAGUGACAGCUCUGUCUGUCAUCCUUGCUCUUCUUCCUCGAUUUACAGUAAAGGCCGUACAAAAGGUGUACUUUCCAUAUGAUGUCGACAUCAUUCGGGAGCAAAUUCGACAAGGAAAAUUCAAAUAUCUGGAUGAACCUGUCCUCUCCUCUGAAGAGUCCGUUCCAAAGGAGUCAUCAUCAUGCUCCUCUGAUGUGCCAAAGACGAGUAAGCACACCUAUUAUCCGAGCCUUGAUGAAGAUCAACGACCCAUUUACCCUCCUUCAGUAACUCCGACCGCUGCCACCACCCAUGUCGGACGAAGCCAGAACGGUAGCGAUGGAACCGAUUUCACACGCCAUCGACAAUCACUUGAAGUCUCGAAUCCCCCACCUGCUGUUCGCCCAUCCAUCGACAGAGCCCGACCAUCGUUCGAUCGCAUGCGAGCCUCGAUGGACCGUUGUCGACCAUCAUUCGAGGCAAGUCGUGACUUCACCUCGGCUGCUUUACUGACUCGUCUUGAGUCAAGCGCGUCAGGUGUCGUUCCAACACGAAGCAGGAUGAGCCAGUCUUAAUGUUUGCCGUCGUUGCUUGCCUUUUUUGAAAAAAAGUUGAUUAGCGAGAUGACUUGUACAUUACAUUGUUUUUCCUUUUGUUUCUUCUUACAUAGGCUCUUUUAGCAUAAUGAUCUGCAACGAGCGAUCUAUACGACGACGGGGUUGCCGUACCUACGCUUUUCGUUUUUGUCGUUUUCUCUUUUCUGCAGCACAUGCAUUCGGCGUUCUUACGGAGUUUUAUAAAGCCGGAACUUCUGGAGGCUGGUCGGGUCUGUUAUUGGGAUUCUUUUUUUGUUGUUGUUUUUAAAACUCUUCGUCUAUGCUUCUUUGUUUUUUUUACUAAGGGGGAAAUGGAAACACUAGAAUCUCACCAACCCUGUUUGAGGGCGUGAUGAAGGAAUGGACGGAAGGGAGGAAAGGAGGAAAGGAGGAAAGGAGGGAGUGAGAUGCCGGUGGGUUGGGUCGGGUCUCUCUAUGGAAGGGACCGCCCCCUUCUGUAUAUAGAGAAUGAGAGUGCAAAUAAUUUCAAUCAUAAAAAUGAAC